This is a messenger RNA of Limulus polyphemus (Atlantic horseshoe crab), 3615 nucleotides long. Its product is annotated as GAS2-like protein pickled eggs. Gene Ontology annotation, biological process: actin crosslink formation; microtubule bundle formation; regulation of microtubule polymerization or depolymerization. Gene Ontology annotation, molecular function: microtubule binding; cytoskeletal adaptor activity; actin filament binding. NCBI's taxonomy places the organism in Eukaryota, Metazoa, Arthropoda, Merostomata, Xiphosura, Limulidae. The transcript has 5 exons. Gene Ontology annotation, cellular component: stress fiber; microtubule plus-end; cytoplasm. Bases 310 to 2733 code for a protein of 807 amino acids. The record is from RefSeq and is a predicted model, not a curated record.
AGUUGGAACAGCUAUAGUAUAAGUAAUUGUUUGUCAAACGGCUCCGUUGCAGAGACGAUAGGGUGCUAAGAAGGCGGUCAUCAGAAGUGUUUGCCAGUGCCGUGGAAGUAUGAGGAACAAUGACGUAGAACUACGCGUUUAGAAAAAAAUUACUGCACUGUUAUCAACUUACUGAAGAUUACGGGCUAAGUCGAACUCAGUCUCGCCGCUUUGGAAUUUAACAAGGAAAUUAUAUUACUCAUUUCAGUGUUGAAUCUAUGCAGUAUUUAAAGUUACAGUGAAUCUGUCUGAAAGAAGAAAAAAAAUACCAUGGUGAAGCCUGAAACAACAGUUGUAAAUGGUCAAGAAGACUGUGGAGAAGGAGAGGUUCAAGUGAUCCAUAUGGAACCGAGACCUUUCCGUCCUUUCAAGUCCAGUGAAGAGUAUCUGUAUGCCAUGAAAGAAGAUCUAGCUGACUGGCUGAACAAUCUCUACGAAAUAAAUAUCAAUGCUGACAAUUUCAUGGAAAGUCUCGAAACGGGAGUCCUCCUAUGUCGGCACGCUAAUCACAUUGUAAGGACGGCCCGUAAGUGGGGGCGAUCUGGCCAGAACGAACUCAGCGUCACCGUCCCGGAUCAAGACGUGGUGUAUCGAAGUAACGUCCAGCCUCGCACCUUUCAUGCACGGGAUAACGUGUCCAAUUUUAUCACGUGGUGUACCAAACUGGCGAUCAUGGAUUGCCUACGAUUCGAAACGGACGACUUAGUGCUGAGAAAGAAUGAGAAAAGCGUUAUUCUCUGCCUCCUGGAAGUGGCACGACUAGGCGCAAAGUUCGGAAUGCUCGCGCCGCUCUUGGUCCAGAUGGAAGACGAGAUUGAUACCGAGUUAAGUAAAGUCGACUUUGACUCCGACGGUCACGACGCUGACAACGACUCCGAUGCCACCAGCUCAUGUGGUGUUGAAGAUCCUCCACCUCAGAUCAUAACCAAUGACCUGAGAAGUCUUCACGAAAGGGUAGUAGAACUUUUGAACCGCUGCACUUGCCCUUGCCAGUUUCCGAUGGUUAGAGUUUCGGAAGGAAAAUAUCGCAUUGGUAAUACGAAGAUUCUUAUUUUUGUCAGGAUUCUACGUAAUCACGUGAUGGUGCGAGUAGGAGGUGGAUGGGAUACUUUAGGGCAUUAUCUUGAGAAACAUGAUCCCUGUCAGUGUCGUAUCGCCCACAAGACAUCUUCUUCAACUAAGGUGACCUUGAAUCCAGGAAAAGGUGGAUUACCAAGUGUGAAAGUCACAUACAAUAGACCUCCAAGCUACAGCAGUGGACAGAUUGAUGGUCUCCUGACCUCUUCUCACCAACACGUGCGUACUACUACUACUGUAGGACAACGAGAUGUAGGAUCAUCUCCUAACUCGUAUGAGAUUCCUCCACGUGGAUCCUCAAGAAGUUCCCACUACAGUGAUGAUUCAACUACCUCUACUACCAGUCCCUACUUCAAUAGCGAAAGUCCAACUCCGGAAAUGGGUCAGCUAGCAGAUUCCUCCAAACCACAGUUUUAUUUGCCUGGCAAACGUGCAAGAACUCAGCCUUCCAUUGGUACUGACAGCUCCUCUGAAUUCUCUGAAGGAGAAAGUCUAACAGGUUCUCAAAUUCCUAGUCAUACCAAAAAACCCAGUCCUCGAAAGGUGUACUACAUGUUCGAAAACUUGGAAGAGUCUAUUACAACAGCCAACCUUUCUCGGUUGUAUUCUUCAAAUGCUUAUGACUCUGGCUUUAGCCCCGAGUCACCAGAAACUACCUUAGUAAUGUCAGGAGAUGACCUUGGAGAAACUAAAUGUUUCAGAAAAUAUAAGAUAAAAGAAAGCAUUCAAUCUGCCAGACCAGUUUCAAGUAAAAUAAUAACAGGUUCACUUUCUUCUAUUGCUAAUAUACCAAGUUCUAAGUUGAGACACACAAAAAAACCAACAUCAGCUGAUCAAGUUGGUAAGAAUACAACAAUACACUACAAAUCUCAGAGUACAGAAAAUUUGGACUCUAGGAAAUACAGCAAAAAGUUGCAUACUUACCAGGAAAACAGUUUCAGCUUUUACAGUAGUAGUCAAAAAGGAAGACAACCCUUGCCAGACUCAAACUGUACAUUCAGUAGCCUUCCAAGGAGUUACUCUCAGAGUAGUAACAUGAGAGAAUCUGGCUCAUUGCUAACUAGAAACUCUCCUGGGCAACUUUCCUACAAACCACCCACAGAUUUUCUGACUAAACUGGGUGCAGGAAGCAAAGCACAGGCAUUCAGGCACUGUGACUCUAAACAUUCAGUGGGUCCUGAUUUUCAUCACCUUCCAUUUGUAGGAAGCACAGCUCUAUCUCCCUAUAAAACUAUUACAAACCUGAAGAUCAGAAGCACAGAAUCCAGCCUUCCAAAUACGUAUCCCACUAAAACAGUCUUCGUAGCUAGCAAGAUGCAUACACUUCUGAAGGACAUUGAUUUAUAUACUGAUCAUCAGUUCCUCAAGGAAAUGCAGAAAUUUAUAGAUAGCUAUAAAGACAAAAAACUAAAGGAAGACCUCGGUGAACUAGAAAUUCAAGCUCCAACUGACAGUAUCUCUUCAACAACAGCCAUGACCUCUUCUCCAAAUUCUGAGCAUCGUCCAAACCGAAGACCCAACUACACCCAGCCUUCUCCAAAAAUACAACUUAGAACAAGACAAGGAAGUCAGGGAGGGUCCACAAAGAUUCCAAUACCCAUUUGGUACAACAAAUAACUAUUGUCAUUGUAGAGAAGACAUGUGAUUGCAACUAGACUUAGAAUUAACACAUGCUAAGUGAAAAAAUGUUUAUUUCCAACAUAAAGUAACUAGUCUCCACAGCUACACUUUGCACCCAUUAUGUACAAAGAAAGUUACCAAAUGAUACUUUGUACAUUAAACAUUAUAGACUGUCCUUUGCAAAUGCAGAUAGCUGUUUAUUGUACUGAAGUACAGGUGGAUAAAAAAAAAAGGUAAGCUUCUAUAGUGAUGUAAAGACUGCUUGACAACAUUCCCACAAAAAGAUUUGAGUUGGAUGCCUUUUAAAUACCACUAAACUUAAUUUUCUUUUAUGUAAAUAUUUGUGUCUAAAAAAUACUCAUUAAAAUAAUAAUGAAGUCAAUGAUUAGCAAAUAAUAGCUUAAAAUACACAAGUUCUUUCUCAUUCAGAGUCCAAGAAAACAGUUAGUGAAAAUGAAACCUUAAAACACUAAGCUACUCUGUCCUUCUGUCAGUUUGUUGUAGAACAUUGUUUAACAGUGACUGUAUAAUACAAAUGUUUGUUUAUUUAACAUGUGGAAAAUAUCUACAGUUUGUGAUUUUUUUUUAUAACAAAAAACAGAUUAGUUUGAAUUGAUUUUCACUAUUUAAAAGCUAGUUUGUUUUUUCAACUAAAACAACGUACUUGAAUAGCUAUAUUCUCAAAACUGCUAUGUACCUGAAUACUACUGAUUGUAAAAACUACUUAACUACUACUUUAAUAGACAACUUCUUAAACAAUCAAGCUUUUAUUAACACUUGGCUUUUAGUAUUGUAUGAUAGUCCUUAGAGAAUGAAACCAAAACAAGUUUGGUUGAAAUAUUAUAAAAUUCUCCUGUGUUUUCACUCGUGGUUUCUUAG